Molecule: messenger RNA, 928 nt
Organism: Chinchilla lanigera (long-tailed chinchilla)
Lineage: Eukaryota; Metazoa; Chordata; Mammalia; Rodentia; Chinchillidae
Gene: Med10
Product: mediator complex subunit 10
Exons: 4
Coding region: 91-498 (135 amino acids)
Biological process (GO): positive regulation of transcription by RNA polymerase II
Cellular component (GO): chromatin; mediator complex
Molecular function (GO): transcription coregulator activity
Source: RefSeq, a predicted model, not a curated record
UGGCCUGGGCGGAAAUAGGAAGUGGGCGAGCCGGGGAGACGGCUGAGACCCUUAAGGCUGCGGCUGUGGAGCUGGGCUGGCGCCGGGCAGAUGGCGGAGAAGUUUGACCACCUGGAGGAGCACCUGGAGAAGUUCGUGGAGAACAUCCGGCAGCUGGGCAUCAUCGUCAGCGACUUCCAGCCCAGCAGCCAGACCGGGCUCAACCAGAAGCUGAAUUUCAUCGUCACUGGUUUACAGGAUAUAGAUAAGUGCAGACAGCAGCUUCACGACAUUACUGUCCCUUUAGAAGUUUUUGAGUACAUCGAUCAAGGUCGGAACCCCCAGCUCUACACCAAAGAGUGCCUGGAGAGGGCUCUAGCCAAAAAUGAGCAGGUUAAAGGCAAGAUCGACACCAUGAAGAAAUUUAAGAGCCUGUUGAUUCAAGAGCUGUCUAAAGUUUUUCCAGAAGACAUGGCUAAGUACCGAAGCAUCCGGGGAGAGGAUCACCCGCCGUCCUAAGUGUGCGACACCCCAGAUCCCCAGGAAUUCCCGGGAUGGAGCCGGCGGGGGCCUGUGACCGUCAGCACUAACCCUCUUUGCCCACAAGGACUGGCCCGGGACUGUGCCCAGUCCCUGUCCCCAUCGUCUGACCUGGUGGGGUGGCGGAGCUGGUGGAGGCACGGAGCUGUGACCUCACAUUGGCGGUCACAGGUCCUUGAGGGAGAGGGGCACAGAAAACAGUUUUGGAAAUAAUCAAUACGAUGGAUAAAUUGAAAGUUAAAAAAUUCCAUUUGAAUUUUUAUAUGUAUUCUUUUUGUUCCAUUCUACUGUGGCUUUAGAAAACUAAAAAAUUGGUUUUGUAUUUUACAUUUUCAAGUGCAGUUCAUAAAGACUGCACUGUUUUUGCAGUUUCAGUUGGACAUGUGUACAGUAAAGUCUUUUAAGUAUU